AUGAUAAGUGAGAUAAGAAAAGAAAUGGAAUAUUUAUUUUUAUGUAAAAAUCGCCAUAAAAUUACUAUUGUUGGUAGUCAAAAUAAAAAAAAAAGAAUGCAAACAAAUUUAAUUAUAAGAAGAUAUAAAAACACAGUUGCAAGUAAAUUGGUUUCAUUAGAAACAAUUCUUAAGACAAAAAAAUUAGAUUUUAAAGAUUAUCAAGUAUCCCCAAUUAAAGAUGUAAAAAGAUACAUUGUUGAUUGUAUGAAAAGUGUUGGUACUGAUACUGAUCAUGCAAAGAUGUUAGCUGAUGUAUUAGUAAAAGGAGAUAAUAGAGGACAUUAUAGUCAUGGAAUUAAUCGUCUUGAAAUGUAUAUGAGGGAUGUUAAAACAGGAGCAUGUAAAGGAAAGGGAGAACCAAAAAUAUUGAACGAUUUUGCAGCAACAUCAUGGGUUGAUGGAAAUAAUCUAUUAGGACCAGUUGUUGGAAAUUUUUGUACAAAUUUAGCCAUUGAAAAAGCUAAAAAUUUUGGAAUUUCUUUAGUUUCAUCAAAAGGAUCAAAUCAUUAUGGUAUUGCAGGAUAUUACACAUUAAAAUGUAUAGAAUCUGGAAUGAUAGGUAUUUCAAUGACAAAUACAUCACCAUUAAUGUUUCCAACACGUUCUGGUAAAACAGCUUUAGGGACAAAUCCAAUAUCUUUUGGGGCCAAAGGUAAUAAUGAUGAUUCAUUUGUUCUUGAUAUGGCUACAACAACAGCAGCUGUUGGGAAAAUUGAACUUUCAAAAAGAAAAAAUAUCAAAGUCCCAAAUACAUGGGGUGCUGAUAAAACAGGAAAUGUUUCCACAGAUCCAUCAGAAAUUCUUGAUGGAGGUGGAUUAUUACCAUUAGGUGGUAUGGAAGAACUUGGAGGUUACAAAGGUACAGGUCUCGCAGCAAUGGUUGAAUUAUUAUGUGGCAUCCUUUCUGGAGGAACAUGGGGACCUCAUGUUCGUAAGUGGAUGUCAACAACAAAAGAAGCUAAUUUAGGACAAGUAUUUAUUGCCAUUAAUCCAAAAUGUUUUGCACCUGAUUUUCAAGGAAGAGUUCAAGAUUUAAUUGAUACAAUGAGAAAUUUACCAAAAGCUAAUAAAAACGGUCUAGCUGUAGAAGUUGCUGGAGACAAUGAAAGAAUUCAUGAAAUUUUUGUUGAAAAGCUUGGUGGCAUUCCAUAUCAUCCAAAUCAAAUAAGUAACAUGAAGGAUAUUGCUGAAAAAUAUGGAAUAAAACCAUUUGAAUUGUUAGGAAAAGUAGAUGAUUUAACUAAAAACUAG
Strongyloides ratti is the source of this 1293-nucleotide messenger RNA. RefSeq names its product Malate/L-lactate dehydrogenase family-containing protein. The transcript has 6 exons. The coding region runs from base 1 to 1293 and encodes 430 amino acids. The record is from RefSeq and is a predicted model, not a curated record. Gene Ontology annotation, molecular function: oxidoreductase activity. Lineage: Eukaryota; Metazoa; Nematoda; Chromadorea; Rhabditida; Strongyloididae.